ACGCACAUGAUCGCGACGGGCGGGCCGGACUGCGUGCUGCGCGUGUGGAACCCGUUCGUGUGCGAGAAGCCGUCGGCGCAGCUGCUCGGCCACCACGCCGCCAUCGUGUCCAUCGUGAUCCAGGACGCCGGGCGGCGGCUCUUCAGCCUGGACGCGGCGCGCUGCGUGCGCGUGUGGGACGGCGCCACGCACGCGUGCGUCCAGUCCUACUCCACCAUGAUGGAGACGCGGCGCGUGCCGCUCGCCACCUACUACCACCCGCUCUCGCGCGUCUGGAUGAUCGCGGCGCGCGACAUCGCGCUCGUGCAGCUGUGCGCCCGCCUCAACCCGGACCGCACGGACGGCCACACGCACACGGCGCCCGUCACGCGCGUGCUCUACAACCCGCUCUUCAAAUGCGUGGUGACGACCGGCAUGGACUCGUGCAUCAUGGUGUGGGACCCGUGGCGGGGCACGCGCACCCGCUUCAUCCGGCACGCGCACUCGCUCGUGCGCUACGGCCGCGACGAGCCGGUCGAGAUCACGGCGGCCUGCUUCGACCCGCCGCAGCAGCUGCUGCUCACGGGCGCCGCCAACGGCACCCUCAAGAUCUGGAACUUCAACGCGGGCGUCUGCGUCCGGAACAUGGCCAUCGGCAACAACCUGGAGGUGACGGCGGUCAUGUGGGUGCCGCUGCGCAUCCUGGCCGUGGGCUGGAACAUGCGCGUCAUGGAGUGGGCGGACGGCGGCGCGUCGCUGCGCGGCAAGUCCUGGGAGCUGCGGCACACGAGCCACGUGCUGUGCGCCGACACGCGCCCGCCAGACGCGCUCGCCACCGCCACGGACAACGGCGAGCUCGUCAUCUGGCGCCUCGAGACCGGCCAGCCGUACGCGCGCUACCGCGUCGACGCGCCCAUCCACAAGUGCGUGUCGCCUCGAAAGCCCGGAUCUAGAGGCGCGCAGGGCCCGCCGCGCGUGCACCAGCUGCGCUUCCUGCGCUCGCGCCCCGUGUCCCGCGGCGUGGGCUCGCUGCUCGUCGCGCUCUCCAGCGGCUACGUGCAGGUCUGGUCCCACCACCCCGUCGGCGGCUACCUCACGCAGUUCCUCGCGGUGCACACUGUCACCGACUACGUCAUGAGCAUGGAGACGGACCCCGACUGCAACUUCCUCUUCACUGGCCACUCGGUGGGAUACAUCAAGAUAUGGCUCAUGUCCAACUUCUGCUACCCCGGCGGCCCCGUGGUCCCCCUCUUCCUGCCCGCCUUGAGGAAGCAGUUCCCCUUCCUGUUCCGGGACCGUAUUCCGGGCAGGGCGAAGCGGGCCGUGCGAGCGCAGGACCUUCCGAUGCUGCUCUCGUCCGUGCGGGGUCACCUGCAGCCCGUUACCUUUCUGCAGUACUGCGCCGAGAACAAGAUUCUCUUCAGCUCGAGCGCUGACCGCUCCGUGCGCCUGUGGUCCUUCUCCGGGGAGUACAUUGCCACCCUGGGCACCAUGCUGCCGUGGCCCGAGCUGUUCCCGGACAGCGUGUGGGAGCCCGCCAUCGACCAGCCCCCGCGCGUGCCCGCCGACCUGAAGCGGGUGUCGUCCUCCACGACGCUCAAGGUGCUGAACCGGGGCCUGGUCGAGUGGCUGACCCCCGGGCUGGUGGACCGCGCCAAGCAGACCCGCCAGUCUCUGCGGCCCAUCACGGCCGAGGACGUGUUCCCCGGCACCUACGGCAUGAGGCUCUACAAGCCCAUCCUGGGCCGCUGCUACGAGCUGCCCAGCAAGGCCAUAGGACGCACCCCUAAAGUCACUCUGGACACGGACCUGGACAAGAUUCCGGUUUUGAAACACAUCAAGACGGUCGAGGAGCAGGAUGUGCCGAGGCCACCUACACCAGAGUGCGUGCAAGCUCUUCACACUUUCAGGUUGCCGUCCUCCCUGCUGUCGACGACGGGCUUACCCACGCGGCAGGCGUCCAUGGCCUUCCCCCAAUCUACCCAGAGACAUAAAGGAAAUCAUUAA
Molecule: messenger RNA, 1986 nt
Organism: Frankliniella occidentalis (western flower thrips)
Lineage: Eukaryota; Metazoa; Arthropoda; Insecta; Thysanoptera; Thripidae
Gene: WDY
Product: WD repeat-containing protein on Y chromosome
Exons: 9
Molecular function (GO): protein binding
Source: RefSeq, a predicted model, not a curated record